Messenger RNA from Daphnia magna, 4092 nucleotides. RefSeq names its product FYVE, RhoGEF and PH domain-containing protein 4. The transcript is spliced from 11 exons. NCBI's taxonomy places the organism in Eukaryota, Metazoa, Arthropoda, Branchiopoda, Diplostraca, Daphniidae. The record is from RefSeq and is a predicted model, not a curated record. Gene Ontology annotation, biological process: filopodium assembly; cytoskeleton organization. Gene Ontology annotation, cellular component: cytoplasm. Gene Ontology annotation, molecular function: guanyl-nucleotide exchange factor activity; metal ion binding. The coding region runs from base 928 to 3705 and encodes 925 amino acids.
UAAGCCUUUUUUGGCUUCCAUUGUCGUUGUCUGAUGAUGAUUCAAAAAGUAAAUUUGUCAUAUUUCUUCUCGAGUAAAAUUAUUUGAUUCAUUGCCGAAAUAAAACUUUGUUUUAGCUUUAGCCAGAUAAAAUUUUCAAAUUUCGAGAUACUCAAGCCCGCCAAGGCAACAUUUUUAAGUGUCUGCUACUGCUCCGGCGGUGCCAAACACAGAUAUUGAACGUUCCCACUUCUGAAGUUCUGAAAUAUAAUUGUGUACUUUAUUUGCCAAUGCCACAAAGGGCCAACUUUAUUUUCACUUUUGGCCCAGUUAAUCUCCACUUUUUUAUUAUUCUCAGCAUUGGUAUUUUAGUAUCACUACGUUAAAGAUAAAUGUAAAGCUGGAAUGUCAGUGAAGAAAGAGAGGUGGUCUACACUAAAAGCAACUAAUUUGUCCGCCAUCGUUACCUCAUAAAAAAGCUGAUGACAGCAAGUGAAAAAUAAAUUUAAAAGGAAAAUUUUUUUCUGUUAUUUACACACAAAAAAAUAAACAACGAUCUUGUUUUUUCAGCUAGGUUUGUUUAUACACAAUCAGCGCCAUCUUGAGAAAUCCGUUUUAAAAGUCGCAUUGCUUUCAGUCAUAUCCGAGAGAGAGGAACUCACACCCUAAGGACACUUACAUUACCUUCAAGCCGACUGCAGAUUCACGAUCAUUUAAACCACUCGGCAACAUAGAACACAGGCGUCGCCUUGUGUACCGGACAUUUGCGGCGAUGGAGUCCAUUGGAGGGGAGUGAAUUACGGCGGACAGGGCUGCUGGUCUCUUGCACUAAAGAAAAAACGAUUCGUACGCCGUAGCUGCGCCAUUUUGCGUCAACCAUCCCUCUUGACCUCUGCGUGUCAACCAGAGAGCCAUGUGAUUGCGUCGAAGACGUCCCGUGACGUCAAAAUGGAUCGUCAAAAACUUCGUCAGCAGCAGCUGAAUUGCCGUAGUUUGGAUGGCGAUCCGAUCGGACUUUCUGGUGGAGCCGAAGAGUCUGUAAUCACUCCACCCAAGGAUUUUCAAGAUCAUCUGGCAGACAGCUGCAGCAUAACGUCCAGCAUAAGUGAUGGAGUAGGUCUGACGGUGGUCGUUUCCGGUGGCGAUACGACGGAGACGAUACUUGAGCCGCCGGCCAUGUUUCGACCGCCAGCAAUUCGACUCAGACCCAAGACGGAACUGUUUUGGACGACGGAGCGACCGGUUUGGCCGCCUCUCCUUCCGGCUUUGAAUGAGUCGACAAGCCAAGUUUUUAAUGAAGAAUUGGAACGGCUUAAAUCACACUCACUUUUUCUUCGCUUCCCGUUGGACGGCGCCGCCCGCGUCCAUUAUCGAUCAUCUAAAAGCGUCGUCGUCCAAUCGUCCACCGUCAAUCAAUACAGGGUCCGAACGGAAGAGACUACCGAGGCCAAUUACCCAUCCGACGAACUCUAUGAUGCUGUGUCGGAAACGGAAAGUGAGGAAGAAGAUGAUGAAACCAGUAAAGGAGAACCUACCGCCAAUAGAAGAGCUCACGGUAGUCAUCGGGUAUCAGCUGCCCGACUCUCCUCAUCUUCGGGAUUGUCUUCCUCGCAAGCGACGACAACAUCGUCCACAACUUCGGAUGCCGACAGCGGAAUCGACGGUGUCAGUCCUCGUGUUUCUGCAACGGCUUUCGGUGAAGCGACGCUUAGUCCGUCGCAGAGCAUUUUGUACAUUGACAGCAUCAGUGCUCGAAACAGUGUCGUGCACGAUAUCCCUGCGGAAGAGCAGCAAACAGAUGAUUCCGUCAACCACCCUGAAGAGUCUUCCAGACAUCCGUCUGACGAAGGAUCGUUUAACGAGCCGAGGGCUAGUAUCCUAGUCGGAGGAGAAGGAGAUCCGCGUCGGGAUCGGGCGCAUCGCGUCGCCCUAGAGCUUUUACAAACUGAACGGACUUAUGUUGACGUUUUACACUUGCUUGACCAGGUGUUCCAGUUCCGGAUCGACCAGGAAAACCGAGCGCAUGGAAUGUUUGCCCAGGAUUUGAUUCCGCAAAUGUUUUCCAACAUCAAAUCACUGUUUAAAUUGCAUCAUGACUUUUUCCUGCCACGACUUGAAGAACGUCUUAGAGAUUGGGAAGAACAGGAGCAAGAAGAACGACGUAUCGGCGACAUCAUGACCAGUUUUGCUCCAUUUCUCAAAAUGUAUGCGGAAUACGUUCGCAAUUUCGACCACGCAACGAAUCUAAUCAGCAGCAUGAGCUUAAAAUCGCCACGUUUUCUUGCCAUCGUUGAUGAAAUCCAGCAAUUGCCUCAGUGUGGCCAUUUGAGUCUUCAGCAUCACAUGCUGACACCAAUCCAACGGGUUCCUCGCUACGAAAUGUUAUUACGUGAUUAUCUGAGGAGGCUGCCUGAAAAUUCGGCUGAUCGAGCGGAAACCGAGAAAGCGCUCCAUUUGGUGUCGACAGCGGCUAAUCACGCCAACGAAGCUAUGAAGAAGAUUGACCAGUUUAAACAGCUGUUAGAGAUUCAGGAGAGUUUAGGAGGUGCCGUUGAUCUCGUCUCGCCCACCCGCGAACUGGUGAAAGAGGGCAAAAUCGUCAAAAUAUCGGCCAGGAGCGGAGACCACCAAGAACGUUAUCUCUUUCUGUUUACCGAUUUGCUGUUGCUGUGCUCGCCACGUCUCAUUCCUAAUCGGGUCAUUGGCGGAGCGGGGCUACCACCGUACCGUGUUCGUGCCCGUUUUACCGUGUCCAAUGUGGAGGUGUUGGAAGGUGACAACCUGGAAACUGCCAAUACUUUUUACUUGCGCGAGGGAGCCAAAACAGUGGAACUGUAUACGGGUACUCAGGAAGAGAAGGAGGCUUGGAUUGACGCCCUCUAUGCUGCCAUGACUGAAUUGACUCGUCGUAAAUCGUCGCUGCGGAUCUCACCCAUGCAGUCACAACAAGUCAGACCACCCUGUUUAGACACGGACAUUAGUGAUUUACAGUUGGGGAAGGCGGCCCCGACGUUAAUUCGUAUGGAUGCGGUUACAAGAUGUUUCCACUGCCAGGGACAGUUUUCCGUCAUGAAGCGCAAACAUCACUGCUACUCUUGCGGAAGGGUGGCCUGCAAUCGGUGUUCCAAUCAUAAACUUCCUCUGCCGUAUGAUGGCACCAAAUCGUGGAGGGUCUGUGACCCCUGUCAUGAAGUCUUGAUUUCGCCUGGACGUCGAGAGACGGCCUAUAUUUCACCUGCUACUACACCCGAGUUGGCUCCUUCACCUCCCAGUCUACGGUCAAGUCUCUUAGAGGUGGACGUGGAGACACCCUCCGUUCUGAGCGGAUAUCUGAGUCUCAAGACUCGUGGCAAAACGUGGCAGAGGCGCUGGUUCGCCCUGCGUUCGGAUUUUGUGCUUUAUUCGUAUCGGAGCCAUCAGGGCGAAAGCCGUGCUAUGACAGCCACACCAGUUCCAGGAUUCGCCGUCAGCCUGGUUAGCGGUUCAAGUAGUUUGCUGGCCGACGGAGCCAGUCCUAGUCACCUGCAAACCGUUCUUGAUCAGGCUAGCAAACUGGCAACUUCUAACGGCGACGGAGGAGGGAUGAUUUCAGAACGUGACAGAUCUUUUAAAAUGGCUCAUGUCCACAAGAGCUACCAGUUCCAGUCAUCGACUCGACAAGAAGCUGAAAAGUGGGUCCAGUUCCUACAAAUGGCUGCUAAAGCUGAUUUGCCAUCUCCAACAUGACGCCGUAAUGAAAGCGACGCAAAAUACCAAAGAUAUUGUACAUAUCCUUCGAUUUAAAAGAAAAGGUAUUAAUCAAGCAUUGUUUUUGUAAAGCCUUGUAUGUAGGAUUUGUUUAUUGUAGCUUUCUUUUGUUUCAACAUGCAACAUCUGCUGUACAUAAUUUUUUGUCUUGGAUUGCACACAAACUUACACCCCUCUAUACGCUUCCGAAAUGUUGUAAUAAUCGAUUUUCUUAGACGAGAAAGAUAUGGGAUGCUUGUUCAUUUUUUUUUUUAUGAAUCCCAAUUUUUAUAUUAUAUAACGAACCACAAUUUCCUUCGCCGCUUGAUGUCGAACAUCGUUGUUAAACCGCAUUUUUCGCAAUAAUAAAAAGUUUUGUAAAAGAAA